GUCUGCCACGAGCUGAACAUUUUCCAACACAGAGGCAUCGCUGGAACACGAACGAGGAAAUUGCUGCAGUUCUAAUAAGCUUUGAUAGACAUACAGAAUGGCAAUCAAAAGAAGUAAAAAUAAGACCGAAAAGUGGUUCAAUGCUUCUAUACAGUCGGAAAAAGGUGCGCUAUCGGAGGGACGGUUAUUGCUGGAAAAAGCGAAAAGAUGGAAAAACUACAAGGGAAGAUCAUAUGAAAUUGAAAGUUCAGGGUACCGAAUGCAUUUAUGGAUGCUACGUUCACUCCGCGAUACUGCCCACUUUUCAUCGCAGGUGUUACUGGCUUCUCCAGAAUCCAGAUAUUGUGCUGGUUCAUUAUCUGAAUGUCCCAUAUCCUGAUGACAAUAAAAUGGCAGUUAUAGCACCUAGUAUAGCAUUAUGGGGAGAUCGCAAGGAAUGGACUAAAGAAGAACUAGUAUGCCAACUGAAACCAAUGUUCUUCAGUGAAGAUGAUCCAGAUAUAAACAAUGAUUUGGAGAUAUCUGUAAAAUUAUAUUACACUGCUCACACCGUCGAAACAAUAGUUGGUCAACUGAUGGAAAGGCAACGUUUGGCCCGACAAGCCGCCCUCGUUCGCCAACUCGAAUGCGGUUGCCCGGACUCUACUUGCGCCGAUGGCAAAUCUUGUUCUCAUCCGACUGUUCCCGGCAGCGGUACAACAAACAGGAGAACGCUGGCGACUGGCGGUCAGAGUGGCAGCCAGACAAAUGCGGUCGAUCAGUCGAAAAGCCACGGAUCAUCUGCAGCUAGUGGAUCGAGGACGAAUAAUGUCAGUGCUUCGGAUAAUAAUAAUCAGGUGUCUUCAACUACAGGAACGAUGUUAUUAAAUACAAAUAAUCACCAGCAGAGAGUUUAUGCUAGCAAACAUUUGAAUCAUAAUUUCCAUCAUCAUGCCAUCAGGGAAGCGCGUCUGGUUACCACGCAGCAUGCUGGUCACCAAGGAGGAGCAGUACAUACUGGUGCGGCGCCACCGUUAGUUCUUAGCCUUUCGCAGAUACAUGGAACUGGCGGGUUAAUCAUUCUCAAUAACCAUCAUCAUCAGGCUAACACUACGGCUGCCACUUUGCAGCAACAUCAUAUCCAGCAGCACCAUCACCAACAAACGGCAGCAAAUCAGCAACAAAUCACGAAUCAGCAGACUAACCAUGCAUUUUUGAAUAUACGAAAAGGUGUAGCAACGAUUGUUCCGAAAGUCGAAGCAAUGGAAACCUGCUCCAGACCAGAAGACGCUAAUGCCAACCAGCAGCAACAUACAAGAUUUGUCAAUACUGGAAAUAAAAACGAACAAAAGAAUAAUCAACAACAUCAACAGCAAUUUUGCGUUACUGAUGUUAAUGGAUUUUUCGAUGAAACCUUGGAUCUUUCACACGAAGACAUCCAAAGGACGUUGAGUGCAAAUAUGCCACGUUGUCCUUCUGAUUCGGACGUAGUUAAUGUCACUAAUACUGCCCCAAGCAAUGAUAUUGAAGAUACACCGGAAAUAAAUCCUAUGGAUUUUAUUGAAAAUUGUGAUGUAAUGGUCUCACCAGGUGAUACUGCUGAUGAUGACGUUUUCGUAAAUUUAGAUGCAUUUGAUAUGUUAGGAGACUUUCCGGAUCUAGAGGUGUUAGAUGCAACUAAUGAAAUCAGUGUUGAUAAGCGUUCACCGCCAGCUAUUGAUUUUCGCGAGGGUUCAGCCAGUAUUACAGAUUAUUCACCUGAAUGGGCUUAUCCAGAAGGUGGUGUUAAGGUUUUAGUAACAGGUCCAUGGCAUUCUACAAGUUCUCCAUACACUGUUCUAUUUGAUUCGUUCCCAGUUCCAACUACACUUGUGCAAAGUGGUGUUCUUCGAUGUUAUUGUCCAGGCGAGUCAGCAAGCCGUAAUCUAUCUUCCGAUGAAGCAGGCUGCAAAAUUAACCAGGAAAAUUCUAACCAGGAGGCUGGCUGCUCAUCAGCCAGCAACUCUAACGUCGUAGGGGAACCUGACGUGAGAGUAUUGACCCUAGCAGAACAAAUUAUCGCAGCCAUGCCAGAAAGAAUCAAGAAUGAAAUAGAAGACAUGCACUUAGGAUCACCCUGCGGCGGUAUUAGCCCAUCCGAUUCUCUUGGAGACGUAUUUAUGGAACCUUUAUUAGAAUCACAAUCUGAUCACUCAGAAUUCAAUUUUGAACAUUCCGAUCAUAACUAUAGGUAUUACGAUGCUGGUACACCUUGUUCAAGCCUAAGUCCUGCCAGCAGCAGUUGUCUGCAGAGUCCAGCUUCAUUUACAUUAGAUUCGCCUUCACCACCUCCGACUACGCAAGAUCAUUGUGAUUUUUUGCAUGCUGGACCUUUUGAAUCAGAUUUUAAUAAGCUGACUCUCUCAGAUCGUGAGCAACGUGAAUUAUAUGAAGCAGCAAAAACCAUUCAGCAAGCUUACAGAAUCUAUAAAGGGCGUCAAAAACUGGAAGAACAGGACAAGGAACGUGCUGCUGCUAUUCUUAUUCAAAACUAUUACAGACGAUAUAAACAGUAUGCCUAUUUUAAGCAAAUGACUCAAGCUGCUUUGGUGAUACAGAACGGUUUUCGAUCCUAUUGCGAAUAUAAACGAUUUAAGAAGAAUCAGCAAGCUGCUUCCUGCAUUCAAAACUAUUAUAGAAGUUACCGAGAUCAGGGCCGAACUCAAAGUUCAGGAACAACUCGCGAAACUACUCCGUCCGGCACUGGAUUGAAACGAACAUAUUCCCAAAGGAGGCAACAUCAGGCAGCUAGAAAAAUUCAACAGUUUAUGAGACAAUCAAAAAAUAUAUUGCAGAAAGAACGAGCCGAAAGAGAGAAGCAGUCGGCCCAGCCGGAUUACCAGGCUGCCCUCCAAAGGUCGCCCCCUCGCGUGGACACCUUUCAGCCUACCACAGAUCCAAACAGAUCGUGUCCUAACGAUGCGACCGAAGUUGAUACGACAAUACCCGAGAACAUUUUGAUACGACGCAACUCGUUUCGAAAUUGAGUUGGCAGUGUGUCUUUGUUUGCCCCUCUCGAAAAC
Ctenocephalides felis (cat flea) is the source of this 3041-nucleotide messenger RNA. Its product is annotated as calmodulin-binding transcription activator 1-like. Gene Ontology annotation, cellular component: nucleus. The transcript is spliced from 24 exons. Bases 141 to 3005 code for a protein of 954 amino acids. Gene Ontology annotation, molecular function: transcription coregulator activity; protein binding; double-stranded DNA binding. Lineage: Eukaryota; Metazoa; Arthropoda; Insecta; Siphonaptera; Pulicidae. The record is from RefSeq and is a predicted model, not a curated record. Gene Ontology annotation, biological process: regulation of transcription by RNA polymerase II.